GGAAGUGCCCGCCGGUGCCCGCGGCCGCUCGCCCGCCGCCUCCCCGGCCCGGGAUGCGCUGACCCCCCCCCCCGCGGCCCGCCCGCCGCCCCUCCGAGGUGUGAAUGACCAGGGAGGUGCCCCCCACGGCACUCACCGACGUCCACCUGCGCCUGCUCUGCCACGAUGACAUAGACACAGUGAAACAGCUCUGUGGAGACUGGUUCCCAAUAGAGUACCCUGACUCAUGGUACAGAGAUAUCACCUCCAACAAGAAGUUCUUCUCCCUCGCAGCCACGUACAGAGGCUCCAUCGUGGGGAUGAUAGUGGCAGAGAUCAAGAGCAGAACCAAGGUGCAUAAAGAGGAUGGAGACAUCCUAGCUUCCAAUUUUCCUGUGGACACUCAAGUUGCUUACAUCCUAAGCCUUGGAGUGGUGAAGGAGUUCAGAAAACAUGGAAUAGGUUCACUCCUGCUUGAAAGUUUAAAAGACCACAUCUCCACCACAGCCCAGGAUCACUGCAAAGCCAUCUACCUGCACGUCCUCACCACCAACAACACAGCAAUAAACUUCUAUGAGAACAGGGACUUUAAGCAGCACCACUACCUGCCCUAUUAUUACUCCAUCCGAGGGGUCCUCAAAGAUGGCUUCACCUACGUCCUCUACAUCAACGGUGGACACCCACCCUGGACAAUCUUUGACUACCUGCAGCACAUUGGGUCCACUCUGGCCAGCCUGAGCCCCUGCUCCAUUCCCCAGAGGAUCUAUCGCCAGGCCCAGAACCUGCUCUGCAGCCUCCUGCCCUGGUCUGGCAUCUCUGCCAAGAGCGGCAUCGAGUACAGCCGGACCAUGUGAGGGGGUGCCAGGAAGCAGGGACAUCCAAGGAUCGUUCUUCCUUCCAUCUCCUGAACCAUCUGGCUCCACGCUGAUUCCAGCCGUGACAGCUCUUGGUCACUGACCCCACCCCUGGCCAGGACUCCUUGUCCCACAGGUUGGCCAAGGUUUGGGCAGGCUCCACUCGUGACAGGCUGCACUCCUGCUGCCCCCAUGCCUGGAGCCCAGCAGUGCUGCCCAGGCAGGCCUGGCUGUGCCUGGGGUGUCACCUGUCAUUGUGCAUCCUGCAUUGUCCCCCCCACUCCCCUCGCCUCUGGUUACUCCUGUUUGUAGCCCUGAUGUAAGAGGGGUUUGGUUGCUGCUCCCACACCACUGGCUGCUGAGAGCAGCCUCAAUUAUGUUAACGAAUCUGCACUGACCAACCAUGUUAAUGAGCUGUGAGCACCCUGGCAGGUCACUGCUGGCAGAGCAGGCAGCUGGAGGGAAAGGUGGGAGCUGGGUAAGGGAGCAAGGAGCAGAGAUCAUGUCCAGGUCCUGCCAGGUCAGCUGCUGGGGCUUCCAGGGAGGGCAAUUCCCAGGGCAGGCAACUCCCAGGGAAGGCAGUUCCCAGGGAGGGCAGCUGCCAUGGAUGAGAAACAGCCCAGCCCUGCCAGCCCUCAGGAGUGACUUCCGAAGCAGCAUCUGCUGCUGGAUGCAUGGAGAAGGCAGGGGAUGAAAUUGCUAUUUCAUAGUGAAAUAUAUAUAUUAUACUGUAUAGAUCUUUCUGCCUUUGUCCAAGUUGGAACGUUGCAGGGGAGGGGAGCUGUGGGACACAGAGGUGCUCUGUGGAGCCUGGGCCUGAGCCCUUCCCACAGCACUGGGGCUGGGCUCCUGCAGGAACUGGACAUGGAUCACAGCAGCUUUUCCUUGCUGAAGAGCCAGGUUGGGCCAGCACUUGGCUUCCAAGGUAGGAGUCUGAGCAGCUCCCCCAGCCCAGUGUGUGCUGCAGGAGCAGCAGCUCUGCACCCUGCUGGGGUCCCCUGGGAAAUCCCUCUUCCCUGGCCCAGACUCUUCCCUGCUCAGCAUCGUGUUCCUCAUUCCUCUCAAAUUUUGAAACUGGGACUUGAGUGAAGGAGCUCUGGGCUCAGCCAGGCCUGGGUGUGCAGGCAGGGCCUAUGCUGGCUGCAGGGGGGGGGCCUGGGGACAGACAGCACAGGUCAGGCUUGGAACAGGAACAAUAUGAAGGUUUUGCAGCCCAGGUGACUGUUGUAAGUCAUGUCAGUGUCUGUAAGGCCUUGGGGUGGGGGUUGGCUACUAAAGGGGUGCAGGAAGGGAGCUUGCUAGGAGUGGCACCAAGUGGUGCUGUGCUGGGUUCCCAGGGGGCUGGGACAAGCUCCCUGCUCUGCCCCGGGGCUGGCUCCAGCACAGCAAUCCCUGCUGAGCACAGCUGCUCCUGCAGCCUGGGAGUGGGAAGCAGCUCCAGGGGCUGGCACAUGGAGUGUUUUGGAGCAGCAGAAGGUCCUUCUUGCAAGGAGGUGCUGGUCCCUCUUCUGGGGCUCAGAGAGGUCUAGUGCAGUGAGUGACAGAGAAGGAAAACCCUGUUGCUGUGAGGCCGAGCAAACUGGGAGCUCAAGAGUCUGAGCUGACCACAGUGUGGGCCUUGCUCUGGGGCUGGACGACCAGAGCACUCCUGAGGCUCCUUCCCUGGUGAGUGGGGCAGCAGGAGCCCGUGUGGGGCACCAGCAGGGGCAGCAGGAUGGGCUGGGGCUGCUCUCUGCAGCAUCAGCCACGGUGC
Molecule: messenger RNA, 2586 nt
Organism: Apus apus (common swift)
Lineage: Eukaryota; Metazoa; Chordata; Aves; Apodiformes; Apodidae
Gene: NAA60
Product: N-alpha-acetyltransferase 60, NatF catalytic subunit
Exons: 7
Coding region: 105-833 (242 amino acids)
Biological process (GO): N-terminal peptidyl-methionine acetylation
Cellular component (GO): Golgi membrane
Molecular function (GO): protein-N-terminal amino-acid acetyltransferase activity; histone acetyltransferase activity
Source: RefSeq, a predicted model, not a curated record